UUUUUUUUUUUUUUUUUAAAUUUCUACUCAUUUCUUUGAUUAAUCUUCAGACCCUUCAUCUACCUCCUCCCCAAGCUUAUUAUUCAAACUAUUCACAUAUCACCAUCAAACCAUGUCAUUGCAAGAUCUUAUACCCGUGGUCAACAAACUUCAAGAUAUCGUUACCACCACUCAAGUAACAGAUUUAGACUUGCCAAUCUUGGCCGUUGUCGGAUCACAAUCUUGUGGGAAAUCAUCUGUCUUGGAAAACAUUGUUGGGAAAGAUUUUUUACCCAGAGGUACUGGAAUUGUCACUAGAAGACCUUUGGUUUUACAGUUGAUCAAUUUAAAAGAAGAUGAUCCUCGCAUAAAUAAUUUCGAACAUUCUAGCUCCUCAUCUAGCAAUGAUGAAAAUUCCGAUGAAAUUGAUUUGGAACAACACCUCAGAAAUCAUGUUAAUAAAUCAAACGGUUAUUCCAAUGGUUCAAUCAAAUCUUUUAAUACUAAUCCGGCCACUGAAUGGGGGGAAUUUUUACAUAUUCCAAAUAAAAGAUUUUAUAAUUUCCAUGAUAUUAGAAAUGAAAUUCAAAGUGAAACUCUUAGAAUUGCCGGUGAAAAUAAGGGUAUUAGUAGAUUACCAAUUAAUUUAAAGAUUUAUUCUACUAAAGUUCUUAAUUUGACUCUUGUUGAUUUACCUGGUUUGACCAAAAUUCCAAUCGGUGAUCAACCAACUGAUAUUGAAAGACAAACUCGUAACUUGAUUCUUGAAUAUAUUUCAAAACCAAAUUGUAUUAUUUUAGCAGUUUCUCCUGCUAAUGUGGAUUUAGUUAACUCAGAAUCUUUAAAAUUAGCAAGACAAGUUGAUCCAAUGGGUAAAAGAACUGUUGGUAUUUUAUCUAAACUAGAUUUAAUGGAUCAAGGCACUAAUGCUUUGGAUAUUUUGAAAGGUAGUGUUUACCCAUUAAAGUUAGGUUUUAUUGGUAUUGUCAACCGUUCUCAACAAGAUAUCACGCAAAACAAACCUUUAGAGGAUUCUCUAAUUGCAGAAGAACAGUUUUUUGCCAAUCAUCCAGCGUACAAAAUCAUGUCUAAAAAAUGCGGUACUCGUUACUUGUCUGCGACAUUAAAUAAAAUUUUAAUGAAUCAUAUUAGGGAUCGUUUACCAGAUAUUAAGGCUAAAUUGAAUACAUUAAUGGGCCAAACAGAACAAGAAUUAGCUCAAUACGGUGAUAUUCCAAGUAACUUGAAUGACUCAAAGGAGAAUAGAGGUGUCUUGGUUUUAAAUUUGAUGACCAAAUUUGCCAGCAGUUUCAUCAAUUCAAUCGAAGGUACUGUUCUAACCGAUAUUGCCACCAAAGAAUUAUGUGGUGGUGCCAGAAUUUAUCACAUUUAUAAUGAAGUUUUUGGAUCUCAAUUAGCAUCAAUUAACCCUGUUCAUAAUUUAUCAAUUCACGAUAUUAGAACCGCCAUAAGAAAUUCAACUGGACCAAGACCAUCUCUUUUUGUUCCAGAGUUAGCAUUUGAUUUACUUGUCAAGCCACAAAUUAAAUUAUUAGAAGAACCUUCUCACAGAUGUGUUGAAUUAGUUUAUGAAGAAUUAAUGAAAAUCGUUCAUAAUGUUUGUUCUUCAGGUAUCGGCAUUGAAUUGAACAGAUAUCCAAGAUUGCAAAGUAAAUUAAUCGAAGUUGUUAGUGAUUUAUUAAGAGAAAGAUUAGGGCCAACCAUCAAGUAUGUUGGAUCUUUAAUUGAAAUUCAACAAGCAUAUAUUAAUACUAAUCAUCCUAACUUUGUUGGUGCCGCUCAAGCCAUGAGUAUUGUUGUUGAAGAACGUCGUAAACAAAGAGAAAUUCAAAAAGAAGUUGAACUGAAAUCAAAAUUGAGAAUUGCUACUGAAAGAAUUUUGAAUAAAAAUUCUGCUGUUGAAGAUGAAGUUGAUGAUGAAUUAGAAGCCGAAGAUGAAGAGGCCAAAGAAAUUGAUAUUAAUCAAGUAGAUGAUGAAAUUAAACCUGUUCAUAAGCAUAAAAGAAGCGAUUCAAAUAAAACCACUUUUUCCAUUAGAAGUGAAUCUACUAAUGCACAAGGUCAAGAAUCUUAUUUGAAUUACUUUUUCGGAAAGGAUCCAGUCAUUCAUCAACAACACUUACAAACUCAAGCACAAUUAAACCCAACUCCUUUCAAAUUCCCACAUCAUCAAGAGGCUACUUUGCAAUUCAAUAACAAUUUCAUCAACAAUGGGUCUGGCACCAUUAACAGUGGUAUGAAAAGUUUGAAUUUGGAUGAACAAAGUAGAAGCGGCACUCCUCUUGCAAAUGGUCACGGUCAUGCCAAUGGACACGCUGCAACAUCUUCAAUGAUCAAUGGAUACGAAGCAUCUUUUGAGAGUGAUGAUUCAAUUAACGAAUUAAGUGAACGCGAACAAUUAGAAUGUGAAUUAAUCAGAAGAUUGAUAAUCUCAUACUUUAGCAUUGUUAGAGAAAUGAUCCAAGAUCAAGUUCCUAAGCUGAUCAUGUGCUUAUUGGUCAAUUAUGUUAAAACUAAUAUUCAAAAUCAAUUAGUUGUCAAAUUAUAUAACGAUAAUUUAUUCGAUGAAUUAUUACAAGAAGAUGAGACUAUCCAAGUCGAACGUGAAAAAUGUAUUAACUUAUUGAAGACUUACAGGGAAGCUUCCAGAGUUAUUAGUGAUGUUAUCUAG
This is a messenger RNA of Hyphopichia burtonii NRRL Y-1933, 2671 nucleotides long. RefSeq names its product dynamin-related GTPase (gene DNM1). The coding region runs from base 113 to 2671 and encodes 852 amino acids. Gene Ontology annotation, biological process: mitochondrial fission; peroxisome fission. The transcript has a single exon. Gene Ontology annotation, cellular component: peroxisome; membrane; cytoplasm. Gene Ontology annotation, molecular function: GTP binding; GTPase activity; microtubule binding. Lineage: Eukaryota; Fungi; Ascomycota; Pichiomycetes; Serinales; Debaryomycetaceae. The record is from RefSeq and is a predicted model, not a curated record.